Messenger RNA from Petromyzon marinus (sea lamprey), 6173 nucleotides. RefSeq lists its product as uncharacterized. Gene Ontology annotation, biological process: regulation of transcription by RNA polymerase II. Gene Ontology annotation, cellular component: nucleus. The record is from RefSeq and is a predicted model, not a curated record. Lineage: Eukaryota; Metazoa; Chordata; Hyperoartia; Petromyzontiformes; Petromyzontidae.
CGAGGCGGAGGAGCGCGAUCGCCGAGACGGAACGGACGGAAUGAACGACGACUACGAAGACGACGACGACCUGGAGGACGAGGAGGACCAAGAUGGCGGGCCGGGCCUCGCGCUCGAGCGCUUCCUGGCGGCGCGCGCCACCGAGCGCGAGGACGACGAGACGCGCCGAGAGCGCAUGCGCGACGACGACGUCAUGCGCGCGCGUGCCGGUGGCAGUGGCGGCGGCGUCCGCGGCAGUGGCGGCGCGCGCUCCUCGGGGGGCGUGGCCUUCGGGGAUUCGUGGGCGUGGCUCCAGGGUCAGGGGGCGUGGCCGAGUCGGGCCCGCGGCGGCGAGCGGGGCCGCGCGGAGCCUCGGCGUCGCCCGUGUGGGACCGCACCACGGUGCUCAUCGAGGGCGGCGCCUGGCCGCUGGGCCAUUCCGAGGCUUCGGCCCGCGCGUCAGGGAGUCGGCGCGGGGGAGAGGAGGGGAGGGACGACGACGAGGGGGGAGACGACGACGAGGAGGAGGAGGACGACGACGACGGGAUCGGUGGCUACAUCGAGCACACGAUCUCGCAGGACCGCAUCCUCAUGACGCUCAAGCCCGGCGCCCACACGCCCAUGCCCGCCGACAUCCAGGGAGCCACGCUCACGCUGAGCGCGCAGUGCCCGCGGACACGGAGGAGGGAGGUGAAGCGCUACCAGUGCGCCUACGAGGGCUGCGAGCGCACCUACAGCACGGCGGGCAACCUGAAGACGCACGAGAAGACGCACCGCGGCGAGUACACGUUUGUGUGCGAGCAGACGGGCUGCGGCAAGGCCUUCCUCACCUCCUACAGCCGCAAGAUCCAUGUGCGCGUUACCACGCGCGAGAAGCCCUUCGAGUGCGGCGUCAGCGGCUGCGAGAAAUCCUUCAACACCCUUUACCGGCUAAAGGCGCACCAGAGGAUCCACACGGGCAACACGUUCAACUGCGACUCGGAGGGCUGCACCAAGUUCUUCACAACACUGAGCGACCUGCGCAAGCACGUGCGCACCCACACGGGAGAGCGCCCAUUCCAGUGCAAACACAGCGGCUGCGGGAAGGCAUUCUCCGUCAGCCACCACCUGCGCACGCACGUGCGCACGCACACGGGAGAGCGGCCGUUCCCAUGCCCCAGCGGCGGAUGCGAGAGGGCCUUCUCCAGUCAGCACAGCCUCAAGAGCCACAUGAAGGGACACCCAUCUGGGGCCAGCCUCAAGUCAGAGGACAGCCAGAACGCAUUCUACCUGUCCGACUUCGACCCAAUCACCCCAGCCUCCGACAUCAGUGAGGAGACCCUGCAGAAGUGCCUGGCGGUGGAACCGGACCUGACGACGGUGACUGUGGAGAGCAUCUUCGACUCCAUGUUCCAAACCGAAGACACUGGCUCCCCGGGUGACAGGGACCACGACCCGGCAAGUGCGGACAUCCCAACAGACGCCGGCUUCCCGCUGCCUGUGCUCAGAGUCAUUCAACCGCCACCGCCACCGAGUGCCAGCUCCCUGCAGCAGCUCGUGGUAGUGCGGCAAACGGACGGCGGCAGUACCGGAGGUGCCGGUGACACCAGCGCCAACAACGACGAGGGCAUUGACGUCCCAUACAAGUGGGUGGUGCAGAGCGAUUCUGGCGUCAUGGAGGUGGAGGGGAUGGAGGGCAGCUGUGCCAUUGAUGGCGUCGUCGCCACCAUCGUUGAGCAGGGAAGCGAUUGCGCAGGUGUGCCUGACGGAGCGACCGUACCAGCAUCGUCGGGGGACGGCGGCAGCGCCAGCGGCGAUGGCGUAGGCCAUGCCGCUCCUCCGUCGACGAUUGUGCUGGAUCUCUCGGAGGCUCUGAGCCUAGCGGCGCAGCCGAGGGCCACCACGGAGAGUGCACCCGCUUCCGCGGGCGUCGUCAUGGACGAGGCGUCGAUGGAGGUGGGCGAGACCCGGCCGGCCCCCACGGGUGACAAAGAUGCUGCCGCCGCCGCCGCCGCCGCCGAGAGCAUCAACCCCGGCGGGCUGCCCGAGGAAGAGCUGCGCUGGAUCCUGGAAACGAGCGGCAUCGGCGCCGCCGCCAUGACCGCGCCGCCGGGCUCGUGGGUUGCCGGGAAGGACAAGGUGACGGUGGAGAAAGUGUACCUCACCACGGCCGUUGGGAGCCCCGCACAACUCGGAGGUAACACGGCGCAGGUGAUGGGGCUGAGGGUGCCCGUUAUCAUCAUCAAGCAGGAGGAGUCGUGCCAGUGUCACUGCGCGUGUCGUGACGCCCCCGCGGCGCCCCAGCCGCCACAGCCCGGAGCCGGCGGUACGGAGCAGCUCGCCGAGGAGCCGGGAGUACCCCCAUCGCAGAAACCGAGCGACUGGGGUGAUGGGAACGAGCUGCCACUGGGUGCAACGAUUCCAGCCGGCACGCCCGCGCCGCAGCUGCCUGCUGCAGCGGUUCAACCACCGCUGCUGUCUUCUCCGUCCACGCCGCAGCAGAACCAGCUCGCUGCAAUCGUGCAGCAGCUCGUGGCCGCACAGCCUCCGAGCGAGGAGAAGCGUCUCUCCAGCCAGACUCUGCAGGCGACGGCGACCGUGGAGCAGCCCCUGCUGGGCUCCGCGCAGCUUGCAACGAUCGCCGCGCAGCAGCUCAUUAUCGCGCCGUCAUGCUCGCCCAAGGCCGAUGCGGCGGGCGCGUCGCUGCUGCAAGAGCAGCAGUUCUUGCUUGAACAGCUACAACAGCAAUCGAUUCAGCAGCAGCAGCAGCAACAGGAUCCAUUUCAGCAGCAGCAACUUCAGCAGCAAAAUCAGACAUAUCGGCAGCAUUUGUUGCAACAUGUGCCACCAGUUCAGCCACUGCAACAGCAACAGCCGCCUGAGCAGCUGCUUCAGCAGCAGCAGCAACAACAGCCGCAGCUUGGUCUGAGUGCCACACCACACAGGAGAGGCACAGGCACAAAAGAUCCUCCUUCGCCCACUCCCCUCGCGAACGUGUCACUCAACAACCGCACAGACCCCUUUGUGCUGGUGCACAACGAGCUGAACACGCAGCUCUCGCAUGGCCUGGGGGGCACGGCGCCAGCCGGAGGCCCACUCAUCACGGCUGACGGUGGCGGCGGAGGAGGAGGAGGAGGAGGAGUGUUUGGCGACGCCGGGAGGCCCAGCCUCGUUAGUCCCGCGGGAAUGGUCUCGUUGGCACUGGCGCUCGCCAAGAACGUGUCUGGUAGCCGGGUGGGCGUGACGGGAGAAGUGGUGCCGCGCCGGUGUUGUGCGGCACAACCAUUUUGUCAGGGGACGCACUAAUGGGGUGGAUGGGUGGAUUGGCAGGAGCUUAUUGACACCAAAAGUGAAAAUGCCAUACUUAGAAUAAGAGAAGGAUAGACUGUUAAGGGACAUACUACACUAGCCAAUUGGAUGCUAGCCCGUCCCCAAUCCCUGAUCUUAACUCCACUUCUAACCCUUAACCUGGCCUCCAUUUCCCUACCGAGUUGCUUUACAGUUUCAAUGUUAGUGUUCUGUGAAACCCCGGAAGUGAAAAGCAUAUCGGAGGUGAAUAAGGUGUGAAAAAAGCAGGUAGGAAAACUAAUUUUGAAUGCUCAGUGAAAUUCUGGGUAGAAAAAAAAAAUUAAUGUUACUGUAUUUUAUUACUUUAAUUUAUUCCUACAAAGAAACAGGUGUGUUUAUAGCCGUUUUCUAUAGCUGAGCAAUACGUGAUGAGGGCAAGGCAAAAUAAAUGGUAGUUUUGUGCGCAAAUGCGGCUAACACGUGCAUUGUGUGUGAUGCAUUUAAUAACAUUUGAUUGUCGUGUUUAUGAAAUUACCAACUUUUGGCGAUUCCACAGGGGAGUGGAGGUGUCUGUGCCCCUGUAAUGAAUAGUGGCCCCCCGCUUCCCCCCCCUGCCUUGUGCCCCCCAUCCUAGAGGCAGCUCCUCGGGAUGGCUGUGGAAGCACUCGAGCUUUAGUGAAGGAUUUCAUCACAGCCAUUGCUGCUGAUAUGCUACCGCAUCUCACAACCGCUUAUUUUUGUUUACCAUGCUCUGCAGCGGUUACAUGGUUGACAUCUGACUGCCAAAAUCAGCUCUUUUGUCUUGGUCUCUCUUAGGGAGUUUUACUUUGAGGGUGUGAACAUGGGUGGUCCCACUUUAAGAAGGUGGUCCCGCUGUUUACCGUGUCCUGGAAUUGCUCCUGUGACCAACGCACAUGUAAUGUAGAGGGCGAAAUAUUUACAGCAAUUCUCUAUUUGUUCAUGGGGCAAAAUUAGGAGAGGUUAUAAAAAAAAACACUACCUAUUUUUGCAAAGGUAUGAGUUAAUAUAACUUGAAAGUGGGGCACACCUUUUUUGUUUAUGUCCGUUUUAACAUACCUGGAGAGAUGGAGGGAGGGGCGAUUGCAGUGUAACUGCAUUCUUGGGUAAACAUUUCAAGUAGGUUAACAUUACAUUUCGGCAGCACCAUGUGGAUCCUGAAUUGGCAUUGAACCGUUGUGGCUAUUGUACGAGUGGUACCGGUUCAGUGGGUGACAAGUUUCCAAGCCCAUUGGAACCAUAGUUAAUGGGACAUGUACAAUGGAACCAGUGUAUUAUUAGAUUUUUUUUUUAAUUAAAGGCAGCAUUCUUUACAAGCACUUUAUGGUUUUUGGUUAGCGUGUGUUUAUUUGUUUUCAUUAAUUUAUCUGUUUUCCUUAAAGUCCAGUCUGCCAUUAUGGAGCUUUUUUUGUGUUCGUCUAUCCUGCAACUAAAAAAAAGUAAAAAAAAAAUAUUUAAAAUAUUGGUAAUUUCUUGCGCAUUGUGGUUCAGUUAUAUUUUGUGAUUUGGCAAGAUUCCAUGGUAUAAAUUAAGCCGUGAUUUUAAGUAAUGUUUUCGUUCUGAGCACAUUUCGUGGACGUCGCGCUGGGAUCAAAUAAUCAAGGCCAAGACAUUAAUGGCCUCAAUCCGCAGGUUUAUUCUUUACUGAUGCAAUAUCGGCAUUAAGGUGUACUGCACGAAAACAUCAAGAUGUUUUGUGCUCAUGAAAAGCAACCCACGGUGUUUGCAGAAGGAGGCAAUUGCCUGUGUUGUGGUGGAAUUGCCCACAACAUAUAAGUGACUGGUGUCUCUACCUGAAAGCUUGCUGUGUAACAUCAUUCCUCUAUUUAGCUUGGUGGGUGAUGGACUCUAAAUUGCUGCAAAGGGAAUAAGCUUACAGGAGAUAAUGAUAAUGCAAUAUCAUGCUUUAAAUUUCCUCCUGGUGUUCUCCACAGAAUCUAUUGUUUAAUCUUACUUGGUUCCCUGUUUUAUAACAAUUAUUGAAAGAUUGAUAAAAAAAAUAGUUAACAGCCCCACAUACAAUAACUGGAUUACUUUAAAAAUAUCUUAAUUUUUGUAAUAUUUCCCCAAUUUUAUCCCAAUUUUCCUAUCGUGUCAUGUGACAUACCCAUCCAAAGCAGUCAACCCUUCGCAUUCGAGACUCGCAGAAUUCCUUAUUUCAGAGCUACAUCCAAGAUCACCUUAGAGUGACUAGACACAUGACUACCUAUUUUAUCCUUUUCUUCUGGUGCACAAUGUAGAAAAUCACUCGGUGGUAGUGUCAUUUAAGAAUUGUAAAGCAGUUGUAUUCUGAGGCAGUUUUUUUUGUUGCCUCAUUUGAGAAAUCAAUUUUGCUCGGUUGAAAGCAUCGGGAAUUUGUGGCGGCCUUUACCGUGGGAAGCAUUGUGGAGGGGAGUGACAACAGCUUGCUGCAAGCUCCGUGUGACACGCCAUGCGGUCGUGUUCAUUUGAAUUAUUUUAAGGCCAGCAUAGCCACGUUACAUUAUCUCCCGCAGUACAUCGCAACCUCCCAUGUGGCUGAUGCAUUCUUUCAGGUUCGUUGUAAUUUUUUAAUUCUGAAAGUCGAGGAAUCGAAAGCUCUGAAAUAUUUGUGACUUGAGCUUCAACAACAACAUAUCGAUGCGACGAGGGGCAGGUGCUGCUGAGAGUUUUGUCCACAUGGUGGCACCGUUGAGUUUGAGGUCUGUUGCAGAAAAUGUACAUCCCCCCCCCCACCUUAAUUAACUUUUGAGGCAUUAAGAGUUUGUUGCUUUGAUCUCGAUGGAAGUGUUUUCUGUAGGAACUUUAAUUUUGAAUUUAACAAAUUAAAUUAUAUAAAAUGCAGUAAAUGUAACAUCUUAAAAAAGUGCUUAUUGAUUAUAUAUGUAAAUAUUGAUAUUUGGCAAUAAAACUAUUUUCACCAAAUAAUA